UGUUCACCUUUCUCAGCUAAGCUUCGAAAACAGAGCUUCAAAACUGUCCCUUGCUAGCUUCAAGGGACAGUUUUCUGGUUUUAAUUCCGACCUUCAUCUUUUUAAACUGCCCCCAUCUCACAGUUUUAACCGGAUCUUACACCAAAGCAAACUGCAAACCAAACCAGUUUCACCCCUACGGCCACAACAAAAGUCAAUCAAAUCAAACUUUAAAUACACAUAAACCAGUUUCAGUCCCAGAAGACAUUGCAACUGUGCACUGAGAAGACCUCCCAUAUAUAAGAAGUAUGGUUUGCGCAACUCAGAAGUGCUUCAUGGAUGAUGGAAGGUGGUCACCAACAAGUGAUUGUUGAGACUAUUGGAGCUUUACUUCUCUCGAUACGCAUGAGACCCGCGUAGCAGGUGCUCUCUCAUGUCUCCACAGUGACAUGUCUUGAUCAAAGUGCAAUUUUGGGACCUUCGCCUCCCUGGUCGGUUUCCCUUUUGUUAACUCCUCAUCCAUUGUCUUCCUUUUCUCGAUAGGUAAAUCCAUCAUCUUGUCAAUCAUUCCUUGCUGUUUCUUAUAUUUCAAUGAAUUCUUGCGAGACGAUCCCAGAGGGCUAUUCACCUCCACCUCCCUCCUCCACCCCACGAUGGAACUACGACGUCUUCUUGAGUUUCAGAGGUGAAGACACCCGUAGAAGCUUUAUCGAUCCCCUCUACAGCGCUUUGGUCGAUGGAAGAAUCCUCGCCUUCAAAGAUGACGAGAAACUCAGGAGGGGAGAAGAAAUCUCAUCUGAACUUCUGAAAGCAAUCGAAGAGUCAAAAAGCUCUAUUGUCGUUUUCUCCAGAAAUUACGCUUCUUCCAAAUGGUGCCUCGAUGAGCUCGCCAAAAUUGUGGAGUGCAAGAAAACGAUGGGGCUGUUGGUUCUGCCUGUAUUUUAUGACGUCGAUCAGUCAGAUGUCCGGGAGCAGACUGGGACUUUCGCUGAGGCGUUCGUCAGACAUGAAGAGCGCUUCAAGGGGACGGAGAUGUUGGACAAGGUGCAGAAAUGGAAGGAAUCUCUCGCCGAAGCUGCCGACUUGCCCGGGUGGAAUCUGCAAGAUAUUGCCGACGGGAAUGUAUCAAAGUUUAUCCAAGUGAUUGUUGAAGAGUUUUCCAAGAAGUUGAAUUUUGACGUUGCAACCUAUCCAGUUGGCAUAGAUUUACGUGUGGAAGAAAUAAAUUCUUUGUUAAGCAUUCAGUCAGAUGAUGUUCGCAUUGUAGGGAUUUGUGGCAUGGGGGGAGUAGGUAAAACAACCAUUGCCAAGGCUGUCUACAACCUAAUUUCUUGCAGAUUUGAAGGUGGCUGCUUCCUUGCAAAUAUCAGGGAAGUUUUGGAACAACCUAAUGGUUUGGUUCAUUUGCAAGAGUUACUACUUUCUGAUAUCCUAAGGGAAGAAAGACCCAGGAUAAAUGAAGUCGGUGAAGGAACCAAGAUGAUCAAAGAAAGAUUGUUCAGGAAAAGGGUUCUCAUUGUCCUUGAUGAUGUGGAUCAAAAAAGCCAAUUAAUUGCAUUAGUUGGAAGCUGUAAUUGGUUUGGUUUGGGAAGUAGAAUAAUUGUAACAACACGAAAUGAACAUUUGUUAUGUGAGAUUGAAGCAGAUGAGAUAUACCAGGUUAAGGAAUUGAAUAGUGAAGAAUCUCUUCAACUCCUUAGUCGGCAUGCCUUUAGAAGAAACCAUCCCAUGGAAGAUUACAAGGAGCUCUCAAGUGAUGUCAUCAAUUAUGUUGGAGGGCUUCCUCUUGCUCUUGAGGUUCAGGGUUCUUUUCUAUUUGAGAAGGGCAUCUCUGAAUGGAAAAAUUCCCUAAAGAAACUAGAAAGAAUUCCUCAUAAUCAAAUUCAGCAAAAACUUAGGAUAGUUUUUGAUGAACUAGAUGAUGUAGAGAAGGAUAUUUUCCUAGAUAUCGCAUGCUUCUUUAAUGGAAUGGACAAGGACAGUGCAAUCACAAUACUUGGAGGUUGUGAUUUCUUUCCAGAAAUUGGAACAAGUUUUCUUUUGCGCAGGUGUCUUAUAACCAUCAAUGAAAAGAAUGAGCUGUGGAUGCAUGAUAUGCUACGAGACAUGGGAAGGCAAGUUGUUUACGAAGAAUCUCCCGAGGAGCCUGGGAAACGCAGCAGAUUGUGGUUUUACAAGGAUGCUUAUGAUGUCUUGACGAAAAACUUGGGAACAGAAGCAAUUGAAGGUCUCAUCCUAGACUUGCCAAGGUCAAGAACACUACAUUUGAGUGUUGAAGCAUUUUCAAGAAUGAAUAAAUUAAGAUUGCUCCAGCUCAAGAAUGUACACGUUACAGGGAGCUACGAAAAAUUUCCACAGGACUUGAGAUGGCUUUGUUGGCAUGGAUUUCCUUCAAAAUUUAUACCAACCAAUUUUAAUUUGGACAAACUAGUUUCUCUCGAUUUGCAACACAGCAGAAUCAGACAAGUUUGGAAGGAAUACAAGUCGCUACAAAAUUUGAAAAUACUUAAUCUUAGCCAUUGCAGUCACCUAGUCAAAACUCCAAAUUUCUGGGGGCUCCUUAAUCUUGAGAAAUUGAUCCUUGAAGGUUGCACAAGUUUGGUUGAAGUUCACAGUAGCAUUGAAGAUCUUGAUAAUCUUGUUUAUUUGAAUCUGAAGGACUGCAGAAAGCUCAGGGAACUCCCAAGCAGCAUUUAUAAGUUGAAAGCUCUUCAGGAUCUUGUUCUUCCUGGCUCCUCAAAACCUGACGCGUUACAAACUGAACCAUGGCUCUCAUUCUUUUGGUCCUGUGUACCACGAAGAAAAGGGGUUUCAUGAUCCCAAUCAUUUCACUCUAAUGUGAGUUUUCUGGGUCUCAGUUUAACUCAAAUGGUUUGAACGAUUGUUUGGUAUACAAGACAUUUAAGAUACAAAUACUUCUAAAUCAAUAUUUGUUUUACUAUGGUUCAGUUUGAAAGGGGUAUACAAAUAAGUGGUUCGGUUC
Messenger RNA from Nelumbo nucifera (sacred lotus), 2962 nucleotides. Its product is annotated as disease resistance protein RPV1-like. Gene Ontology annotation, biological process: signal transduction; defense response. Gene Ontology annotation, molecular function: ATP hydrolysis activity; ADP binding. Lineage: Eukaryota; Viridiplantae; Streptophyta; Magnoliopsida; Proteales; Nelumbonaceae. The record is from RefSeq and is a predicted model, not a curated record.